Andrographis paniculata is the source of this 884-nucleotide messenger RNA. Its product is annotated as ethylene-responsive transcription factor LEP-like. Lineage: Eukaryota; Viridiplantae; Streptophyta; Magnoliopsida; Lamiales; Acanthaceae. Gene Ontology annotation, biological process: regulation of DNA-templated transcription. Gene Ontology annotation, molecular function: DNA-binding transcription factor activity; DNA binding. The coding region runs from base 83 to 877 and encodes 264 amino acids. The record is from RefSeq and is a predicted model, not a curated record. The transcript has a single exon.
CACUCAUUUCAAUUUCUAAUUACAUUCUCUGAUCAUUUCUGUCACAAAAAUCUCACUUUAAGUAAUUAAUUCAAAUUUAGCAAUGGACGGCGGCAACAGGUCGGCGGCGGCGAAGGCAAAAAGGGGGAAAUCCUCCGCCGGAAAUAACAGUCAGCAAGAUUCCGGCGCCGCCGCGGGAAACAGGUUUCUGGGCGUCCGGCGGCGGCCGUGGGGACGCUACGCGGCGGAGAUACGCGACCCGACCACCAAAGAGCGCCACUGGCUGGGCACAUUCGACACGGCGGAGGAGGCGGCGCUGGCCUACGACAGGGCGGCGCGGUCCAUGCGCGGCUGCAAGGCCCGGACCAAUUUCGUCUACUCCGACAUGCCGCCGGGCUCCGCCGUCACUUCCAUUAUUUCCCCCGACGAGAGCCGCCACGACUUCUCCAUGCUAUUCCCCGCCGCCGCCUCUCAAAUUUCCGACACGGCGGUGGACAACCACCACAUGUUCUAUUUCAGCGGCGGCGGCGGCGGGGGGAAUGGAAACCCUAGCCAUGUCCCCGGAUUCCAGCUGACCGGAGACGCCUGGAAUCAAGCAACCUACGGCGGCGCCGGCAGCGAGCUCCACCGCCGGGAAAUUAAUCCUCCGGCGGCGAAUGAUCAGCUCCCACCGUUGCCGCCGGACAUCAGCUGCUACUCCGGGGAGCCGCCGGUGCUGUCGGAAAUGGGACACGGAGUGGUGAAUGAGAUGAGAUACGUGGAGCUGUCGGAGCAGCGGCGGAGCAUGGACAGCGCCGCCGAGGCGUACGGUUACGGCGGGAAUGAGGGUUUCGUGGGAUACGAGGAUUCCUCCAUGGACGCCGCCAGAAGCAGCUUCUCCGCCUACGGUUGGUUCUGAUCAUCGA